Molecule: messenger RNA, 677 nt
Organism: Linderina pennispora
Lineage: Eukaryota; Fungi; Kickxellomycota; Kickxellomycetes; Kickxellales; Kickxellaceae
Product: MRP-L47-domain-containing protein
Exons: 1
Coding region: 59-541 (160 amino acids)
Biological process (GO): mitochondrial translation
Cellular component (GO): mitochondrial large ribosomal subunit; mitochondrial ribosome
Molecular function (GO): structural constituent of ribosome
Source: RefSeq, a predicted model, not a curated record
AUUGCAUACAGCUUUUGCUCUCUUCAAUUCAGUUAUUCAUUCUCCAAAUUUCCAAAAAAUGUUCAACCGUCUAGGUGCUCUCACAACACGCCGCGCAGGUGUUCGUCGCGGGCUGGAGGAGUUUUUCGAGAAGGGCCAACGGCUGCCCGUGAAGCAGGAUCCGACGGGGCGUGCGUGGGCGGCGAGCGAGCUGCGGCAAAAGAGCUGGGAGGACCUGCAGAAGCUGUGGUAUGUCGUGCUGAAGGAGCGCAAUGUGCUGGCGAGCCAGGUGGAGGAGGCGGCGAGGCUGAAGAUUCCGCCGCAGUUUUUCUCCAACAGGAGCCGGAUCAUAAAGUGCAAGAAGACGAUGGCCAGGAUCAAGACGGUGCUGAAUGAACGCCGACUGGCAUGGGAGAAGACCGAGCAGGCGAAGGAGGAGGCCGAGAGGCAGAUGCGGAUGAAGAUCAGGGCCGCCAGGAUCGGCGAGAAGAAGCCGGAGGCUGUUGCCGCGGAGACUGCUGCUGCCGCUGCCGAGAAGGCGCCGGAGCCAACAACGGUCUGACGCAGCAUUGCAAUCGUCUAGAGCAGGUUACAAUAAAUCGAGCUGUCUUGCACAUAUUGCCGAUGUCUGUGCAUGCUGGAAAUGGAUGGUUUCGGUGACUUGUUAUUUGGACAAAGAGAUAAACAUAGAGCUAAGC